Paramecium octaurelia is the source of this 412-nucleotide messenger RNA. Lineage: Eukaryota; Ciliophora; Oligohymenophorea; Peniculida; Parameciidae. The record is from the annotation of a GenBank genome assembly.
AUGAAUUUUAUACAAAGGGCAGCUUAUCGUUAUGGAUAAACAAAUGUGUCCAAACUUGAGUAAAUUGGAUUAAGCCAUACCAAAAGUGUCAACUUGUCCCGACCAUUGAGGUAAUUCAAAUCUUAUCAAGUAUUAGAAAUUUCAAUCCAGGACAAUAAGCCCCAAUAGCUUAUACUGAAUAAUUCACUUAUCCAAAGGACUACAGACCUUGGACUAUCAAUUACAAGUACGAAAUCUAUUAAACUAUGAUAGAAAGGAUGGUGCUUUUUGGAUGGUUAUGGGUAUUUCUUGGUUUGCAUAUUUUUCAUAUGAGUUGGCUUACUUGAGAAGAACAGAGCAAGAGGAAAGACCUAAUAAGGAUUAUUAUGCUUCUUGAUGAAGUUAAUAAAUACAUAAUAUAAAUUAUUAAAAU